UUUUGGGCAAGUCUUUUUAUCUGUUGGUAAGACCUCGUCAUUAUUUACAUCGGUGAGGGGAGAAAAAACAACCGGAACUUCCGCUAGAUUGAAACGGAAGUAGGUACGUGGCUGCUUCAGCUGACAGUCUACAUGAUGGCGACAGAGGUUCAGAGCGGCGACCUCGACAGCGCUACUUCUAGCCGGCUCGAAGUUUCCAUCGAUGGCCUCACCCUCACUCCGGACCCGGAGGGCGAGCAGAGCCAGGCCGAAGAACCGGAGUCCAUACCCACGGAACCCAGCACAGAUAAGCCGGGCGGCGCUGAAGGCGAAGAUGGAGAGACUGCCAAAUGUGCGAUAGAGAGGAAAUGGGGCUUUCCUCUGCUGGAGCUGUACGGAAUGGCCCUUAAAUUUUUUAAAGAUAAAGAUGGAAAGGCCUUCCACCCGACCUAUGAGGAGAAGCUUCGAUUGGUGGCUCUGCACAAACAGGUGUUACUCGGUCCUUACAAUCCCGAUGCUUCACCAGAGGUCGGCUUCUUUGAUGUCCUGGGCAACGACCGCAGGAAAGAGUGGGCUUCACUGGGUAACAUGGAGAAGGACGAUGCCAUGGUGGAGUUUGUCAAGCUACUUAACAAAUGCUGUAACCUCUUUGCCCCAUACGUCACAUCACACAAGAUCGAAAGGGAGGAGCAGGAGAGGAAAAGGAGAGAAGAAGAAGAGCGUCUAAGGCGGGAAGAGGAAGAAAGGGAGCGACAGAGGCUGGAGGAAGAGAGACGGAGGCUUGAGGAGGAGGAAAGGCUUAGAAGAGAGGAAGAAGAAAGGAGGCAGGCAGAAGAGGAGAGGCUACGGAUUGAGCAGCAGAAACAACAGAUAAUGGCAGCAUUAAAUGCGCAGACAGCGGUGCAGUUCCAACAGUAUGCUGCUCAGCAGUACCCAAACAGCCCUGAGCAGCAGAUGAGCCUCAUCCGUCAGCUGCAGGAGCAGCACUAUCAGCAGUACAUGCAGCAGCUCUACCAGGUCCAGCUGGCCCAGCAACAGGCGGCCUUACAGAAGCAGCAGCAGUCUGAUUCAAUGGUGCAGGGCACCCUAGAAUCUAGCAGCUUCCACACAGGUGAACCCAUCCCCGCAUCCUCAGCUGGACCAUUGUGUGCUGCUUCACCACAGACUGGAGAAGAAGCUCCAACAAUCAAUGGAGGCCAGUCAGACUCUUACUCAGAAAGUAUGGAUCGGGAGCCAGAGCCUGAACCGGCAGAAGAGGUCUCAGAGAAUGGACCUUUAUUAGCAGAAUCCCCACCAGUCAUAGCUGCUCCUUCCAUGUGGACACGGCCACAGAUCAAGGACUUCAAGGAGAAAAUCCGUCAGGACGCAGACAGCGUGAUCACGGUGGGGCGCGGCGAGGUGGUGACGGUGCGUGUUCCCACUCAUGAAGACGGCUCGUACCUGUUCUGGGAGUUUGCUACAGACUAUUACGACAUCGGCUUUGGGGUCUUCUUCGAGUGGACGGACGCAGCCUCUGCUUCAGUCAGCGUGCAUGUGUCAGAGUCCAGUGAAGAGGAUGAAGAUGAUGAAGGCGAGCCAACCAGUGAGGAAGAGAAGGCCAAGAAGGAGGCAGGGAAGCCUCAGGUGGAUGAGAUUGUACCGGUUUACCGGAGGGACUGUCAUGAGGAGGUGUACGCCGGCAGCCACCAGUACCCAGGUCGCGGAGUCUACCUGCUCAAGUUCGACAACUCCUAUUCACUCUGGCGCUCCAAGAGUGUUUACUACAGAGUCUACUACACCAGAUAAGCCUGAAUACAGACACAAGGGGAGCCAAGGAGUGUGUAUGUUCGUAUAUAUAAAUAUAUGUAUGUACGUGUGUGUGUGUUUGUGAGGGGGGGAGGGUGAAGAUUUGUGUGAAGGCAGCCUGUAUUUGUGUGUAUGUGUGCGUGUGUGUGUGAAGGAGGAAACUACCAGAUUAAUUCUGGAUUAAACCACCAGAGGGAGACAAAGAGACACAUCUGGAGUCGUAGUCUGGAGACUCGACUAAUAUGUAUUUACUGUAUGUGUACGCGUGACCCAAGAUGCACCCAUGCUAGAUCCCGUUAUCGAGCCCUUGGAAGAGGAGUGCGUAUACCCGUUGUAUAUUCACCACCUGUCCUUGCUGCAUUCACACCAAGCUGUAGGACUUUGCUCUCAUGAUAUAUUUCACCAGUUUCCUCCCCUGGGCUCCACUUAAGUCACCAAAGCCCGGCCCAGCACUGUCCAACACGGUGGCGUUGUGGCUGCUUGUGCUCCAAGUGAUGCUAUCAUAACCACAAAUGGAAACUUGGCGGCUCCACGAGCCUAUGUUUCCCUUUCUUUCUUUUCUUUUUCUGUUUGCUUGUUUGUUUGCUUUUGAGUGGAAAAGGUGGUUGUUUAUCCCAAAAGUACACAGAGGACAAUGUUAGAAAUCAAUUUAUUAUUAAAGAUGUGCUUCAUAACACUAUGCCUUUUACUCAGAGAUCGUCUGGUCUUUGCCAAUUGUGUUCUCACUCAUUUAAACAGCCCGGGUUCUCAAACCUGCUCAUCCUUUUUGUUGUCACAAAGCCACCGUACCUGUAUGAAGAUCUGAGAGGAUUGUGAAGUGGAACGAGUGGUCUUUUUCAUCUUCUCCUCGCAAACGUUCUGUUUCUUAUACUUAUUUCGAGAGUCAGGUUACAACAGCAGUGUGUGUCUUUUUAAACUUGCAUCAUUUAUGAAGGACCAGCAAGAAGUCAUUCAGUAACAUGGGUGUUGAAGGAGGAUGUGCAAAACAUCAUUCACAUGGUAAUUUAUGGCUGUGAGCCUUAUCGGCUGCAGAAGCGUCACAGUGUAAGAAGUGUAAAAGUCAAAUCGGUGUAGGAGUCAUUUCCGUUCUCCCACAAAUGUUUUUCCGUUUGAGUUUUUACAAAAGAAAAAAGUUGCUUGUUGACAGUCCCUUAUCAUAUGUGUUGUUCACCACUUGUUAAUUAAAGACUCACAAAAAAGAAA
Messenger RNA from Pundamilia nyererei, 2967 nucleotides. RefSeq names its product acyl-Coenzyme A binding domain containing 3 (gene acbd3). Gene Ontology annotation, cellular component: Golgi membrane. Gene Ontology annotation, molecular function: fatty-acyl-CoA binding. The transcript has 8 exons. Bases 133 to 1764 code for a protein of 543 amino acids. NCBI's taxonomy places the organism in Eukaryota, Metazoa, Chordata, Actinopteri, Cichliformes, Cichlidae. The record is from RefSeq and is a predicted model, not a curated record.